This is a messenger RNA of Cordyceps fumosorosea ARSEF 2679, 1029 nucleotides long. RefSeq lists its product as hypothetical. Lineage: Eukaryota; Fungi; Ascomycota; Sordariomycetes; Hypocreales; Cordycipitaceae. The coding region runs from base 1 to 1029 and encodes 342 amino acids. The transcript has a single exon. The record is from RefSeq and is a predicted model, not a curated record.
AUGGUUCCCGGCAAGUCUAGCCGCUCUAGCCGUCCAAAGCCGUCCGAUGUUGCCUUGGAUACGAAACGCAAUUUCAUUCCCCUACUCAAUGCGAACUACGCUCACAUCUAUCCGCCUUUUUCGGUUCUAUAUAGAGAGCCUUUGCUGCAGCUGCCCGUGAAGCGGCAGCCCAGUAUACGCCCGCCCUCGUUCCAUAUCGAGUACGGUGACCCCGUCGAGAGAGCCAUAGAGUAUGCACUCCUGGCCACGCAAGAAAACGAGCGUAAAGGUGGCCCUCGAAUUCGCAUCCCAUUUAUCUGCGCCGCCAAUGAGCGUAGACCUGGAGGCGACUGGGAAAUCGGCUCGCUCCUCUACGAAGAGAAGCUCUGCAGGCGCAGCAACCUAUUUGCAACCCUCUCAACGCCGCUACCGCAGACCAGGGAGGAGAGCAACUACCCCAUUCCAACCAUGGGCGGUAUAUUUUCCGACGCAGUCGUCGUCUGCCGCGGACCUCAUGACCGCUAUGAGAAACUCGACCGCUGGUACGACCUGCCUGUGCUGUCGAUGCCGCCAACUCGCUGGCCAAGACUGAAAGACAACGGAACAUCGUACUCAUUCGACGCGGAGCGCCAGCAAAUGAAAGACAAGAUCCGCGGCGCUCUACGAAUCUGUCACUAUAACGGCUACGAUCGCGUCGUCGUGGGCGAUUUCGGCCUGGGCAACGGCUGCCGCAAUCCGCCACAGCAACUGGCUGAGAUUUGGCGUGAGGUCCUCCUCUUCGACCCAGAACUGCGCGGUCAAUUUGAAGACGUCUUCUUUAUCUUUGAGGACCCCGACCUGAAUACUAGACGGUGCAUCAUCGAGGAACUGAUCAAGAAGGAGCAAAAGAGCAGGACCAAGUCGAGGAGUGGCGGCGUCGAUCUGCGAUCGCUGCUGAGGGACGCGCCUCCGGACAUGGUCACCUUCCAACGUGUGUUUGAUGCAGACGAGAUUCAGCGCGUCAUCAGCGAGCCAGAUCCUCGGUAUGGUCUCCAGAUGAUUACCGGCUGA